CCAAACCAGCACAGCCGGAUAACAGAGACAAACUUGUCUGCGAGCGGAUGAACUGGUCGGAUCUUUGUUCUUCACAACCAGAUUAUCAACCUCUUUAUAUAUUGACGCUUCUUCACUUAUAUGCCUCAAAUCUGUAUAAACAUUAUAUAACACUCUUUAUCUGAGCUCGCAGCUUCAGUAUAGGCUUGUACUUUUUUUGUGCUAGCAUAUUUACCCAUUUUUUUUAGUUCAUUAUUACCUCCACCGACAAGGUUUCAUUGGACCAAGAUAGGCGCCGUGGGCACCAAGAUGUCGAACCGGAUGGUGUGCAGAGAAGCGAGCCACGCCGGCAGCUGGUACACGGCCUCAGGAUCCCAGCUUAACGCACAACUUGAGGGCUGGUUAUCUCAAGCACAAUCUACAGCAGGUCCAGCUAGAGCCAUAAUAGCUCCGCAUGCUGGCUACACUUACUGUGGUGCAUGUGCUGCUCACGCCUACAAGCAGGUGGACCCCUCCAUUACUCAGAGGGUGUUCAUUCUCGGCCCCUCUCACCAUGUGCCGCUGUCCCGCUGCGCCCUCUCCCCUGCCGAGGUCUACAGAACGCCACUGUACGACCUGAGGAUUGACCAGAAGGUUUAUGCUGAUCUAUGGAAAACGGGCAUGUUUGAGAGGAUGAGUCUGCAAACAGAUGAAGAUGAACACAGCAUUGAGAUGCAUCUGCCUUACACUGCUAAAGCCAUGGAGAGCCAUAAAGAUGAGUUCAGCAUUGUCCCUGUGCUAGUGGGUGCUCUGAGUGAGUCUAAAGAGCAGGAAUAUGGCAAGCUGCUAAGCAAAUACCUGGCCGACCCUUCCAAUCUCUUCAUCAUCUCCUCUGACUUCUGCCACUGGGGUCAGCGUUUCCGUUACACCUACUAUGAUGAAAGUCAAGGAGAGAUCCACAGAUCAAUCGAGCACCUUGACAAAAUGGGAAUGGGAAUUAUAGAACAGUUGGACCCCAUCUCCUUUAGCAAUUAUUUGAAGAAAUAUCAUAAUACUAUUUGUGGUCGCCAUCCCAUCGGUGUUCUUCUAAAUGCCGUGGCGGAACUGAAAAAGAGCGGCAUAGACAUGAACUUCUCUUUCCUAAACUAUGCUCAGUCGAGCCAGUGCCGAAACUGGUCGGACAGUUCAGUGAGUUACGCUGCUGGAGCUCUCAUCGUUCAUUGAGGUGAACUCUCCCGGAAGCCACAGAAGCCUCCUAGAAGACCCCAGAAUCCUGCCUCACCUCUCUGCCCUGUUCUUGACCAUAUAUCCCCAUACCCCCCUCACUUACUCCCUGCCUCUUUUAGAAAGGACGUAAGAAGCUUGUCGCAGCUGGGAUCCACACCUUGAGUUCAGAUGUAACUUGUUACUAACCUCCUCUACCUUUCCCUAACCACCUUUACCCUGUUUUUCCAUGUGAGGCAACUUUGAUUAUGCUAUAGCUUGAAAUGCAGUCAGUUUUUGGGUGUUGCAAGGUCAGGUUUUUGGUUGUUUUUGUUUUGUUAUGGAAGGGUCUUAAUGAGGCAUCAAUCUGCUCUUGAACCUCCAGGGACUUUAGGUGUCCAGCGAGCCCUUGUGUAAUUUAAAAGUUUAAAUAAAAAAAAAAAUCCAUAUUGCCAUUGCAAUCUUUAUGCAAGUCUGCAUAUAUAAUCUACAUUAAAAGUGACAUAUCUUGUCUAAUGAUAAAGUAAUGAGAAAAAUUAAUUUAAUGACAGCAACAUGCUCCAUGCACACCCUGAGAUUUGUAGUAAUAGCUUCUGCAUUGGUCCUUCAUAAGCCUACUGUUGUAGUUUUUAACAAAAGGGCUACACAAUACCCACUAACCCACCACUGUACCGGAUAUACCAAAAAUUGAUUUUUUUUUUUUUUUUAAGCUAAACUUUUGUUUUAGUCAAAUUAAAGUCUGUUCUCUGAUUCUUAAUUUGUUCUGUUUAUUUUUCCCUUUAAUGUUACUGCUAUUUCCCUUUGUUGCAUACCGUUAAAUACUGUUAUUUAACCUUUAACUUUAUUAUGCUUUAGUUUAACAUAUAAUCACAAACUGUGUGGUAGCAUAAACGGAGAGUAUUGUCUUCUGAAAGUGCAGUACGUUUGAGUUAAAGGAAUGUUCCAGGAUCAAUACGUGUUAAGCUCUAUCGACAACAUUUGUCUUAAUGUUGAUUACCUUAAUCUAAUUUCGAUUAAGCAUUGCUCAUUUAUUUAAUAAAACAAUAAUAAUAAUAAAAAGGCGAAAAUCAUGGUUAAAUUAAGGUGCUUGCUAGAGUUGGGGUACUCUAGUUCGGACUCGAGUCAGAGUCACCAGUCCAAUUUUAACGGACUUGGACUUGGACUUGUCACGACUCUGCAUUUUUACUCGGACUUGACUCUGACUUGAGCCUUUCAACUUGGGAAAGUAGCUAGACAUGCUCUGCUGCUCUCAUCCAGAAAUAUAAAUAACGUAAGUACACCUUAAAAAGUAUGUUCCCCAACUCUGCAAGUUAUUAAAUAGAACACGUUUUAUCAGACUCGCGCUUACUACGCAGUCAAUUCUAACUGAAAAAUGUUGACUAUAUCGAGACAAAAUCAAAUUUACUAUGUAUCACGGACAUUUAAACUAAUAUGAUGGAUGAAAUCAACCAUUAUGGAAAUUGUACAACUUUGUACACAUAUUUGUAGCGCAGCCUCUGUGUGUUACCUGUAAAGCUGGCACUUGCGUUUCAGUGGCAAAAAAGUCAGAAAAUACAAUGAAGAACACAAGUGAGGGGAGAAGUCUCUAUUCACCUAUUAUCCAUACUAAAUAUAAUGUGAAAAGAACGAAACAUCAGCCCAAGGUGAGUUUGAACUUGACUUUAGGGAAGUAGGCUACACCUGGACACGGCAGAGGACUGAAAAGUGUGAAGUGUAGUACUGUAGAAUAUAAAUAAUUUUUUUAAUGGUAUCUGAUCUUUUCUGUUUUUAUUUUAUGUUGUUUUAUUUAAUUUUAUGGGCAUUAUUAAAUCUUUUAAUAUUACCAUUUAUUAAAUAUUUAACACAUUGAAUGUAUUUAAUUAAUUACAUUAAAUGUAUUUCACCCAUAAUUUUAGAUAAAACUAAACUAAACUAAAUUGAAUGGACAAAUUGAAAAUGAAGUAGAAAUAAAAACUAAAUUAAAAUUUGAAAUAAUAACUCUGGUUGUAAUGACUAACACAGCUUUCAUUUUCUUUGGUGUAUGUUUGAGUGGAGGGGAAAAGCAACAAAUAAUUUAAAUGUCAACAGAACGCAAUAAGAAGUUUGUCGAAGGACAGUUUUGUCUUCAUAUACCUAAAGCAUAUGCUUUCAUUCUGAAACCACUUUGACAUUUGUUUUUUUGCAUUUAUAUUGACUAAUUGUUUUUCUUAGUUAUGAAGGUUAAAAUAAGUUAAAAAUAUUGAUUUGUUAGAGUUUACGGAUACAAUUUUAAUUCAGAUUCUUGAACAGAUUCAUAUGGACUCGGCCCCUUUUGGACUCAGACUCAGACUUGACUCGAACCCAACAUUAGCACUUGCAAUGCAAGUGAAUGGGUCCAGUCCAUUAACAUUAAAAUACACUUUCAAAAGUACAGCCACAAGACGUAAACGUUAUAAAUGUUAAUUUGAUUUUAGUGUGAUAAAAUUGCUUAACCUUGUCUGUGUGAAGUUAUAUCCAGUAUUACAACUUGGUUUUCAUGACAACGUUACAGCCAGGUUAUACCCUUUAACCUGGUGCACACGAUAAUACUGGUAAAUCUGAUUUUAUCAAGUCAAAUUGGUUUGUACAGUGCUUUUCACAAAAGGCAUUGUUUCAAAGCAGCUGUACAUUAAAUUAUGGUAUAACAGAAAAUGAAUAAAUAUAAUGCCAAUAUUAGUUAUGUUUAGAACUAUUAGUGGUUAAAAUUAGUAAACUAAGUGCUGUAGGUCAAUGGUUAAAAUGAUUUUGUAUGAACUAUAAAUUUUAGUAUUAAAGUCCUUGAGGUCAUCCCGAAUUAACUGAGGAAAUACACGUAGAUGCAUUGUCCAUUGAUUUUGGCCGAUGAAUGCUUUUGUUAGUGGUUAAAUCAUUUUCUAUGUAGUUGAGGAGCAUUGCAGUCCGGCUGGAAGCUUAUGGCAUGUAAUUUUGGUGAACUCCAUCCUGAGCCCAUACUUAAGAAAGAGGCUCAUGUAGAAUCCCAUGUCUUUGAGUUUGCAUCAAUUCAUACUCUGUGAAGUCUGUCUUGGUAGACUGAAGUGAAGUCUGGCUGGCACAUGCUGCAGUUGGUCAUCAUCACUCAGUGACACAGUGGGAGUCAGACAUCAGGCAGGAUCGGAGAUGGAUCUGGCAGGCUCUGGCAACAUCAGGAUAAAUCCAGAGGUUUAGACAGAGAAAGAAAUAGAAUAAAUUAGCGUAGAUGCCAUUCAUUUUAAAGCAAGGUUAAAGAAUAAGAUAAGUGUUAUUGGUUCCGGCAGACCUAACUAAAGCAGCAUAACUAUGAAUUGAGUGAUAUAUUAGGUGUAUGCCUGGCUGAAUAGAUAGGUCUUUAGUCUAGACUUAAAUUGAGAUAGUGUGUCUGAGUUCUAAGCAGUGCUAGAAGACUCUUCCAUAGAUUAGGAGCCAAAUAUGAAAAUGAUCUCCCUCCUUUUGUGGAUUUUGGUAUUCUCUGUAUUGUUAACAGGCUGGAGUUUUAUCACACUUAAAUAAUGUUAACAUAUUUAAUGUUUAAUGUUUACUUAAUGUGGCUGUAAUUUUGAAAUUGAUACUUUUGCAUUUAUGGCCUGACCCCAUUCACUUCUAUUGUAAUUGCCUUACUCUAACCGUGACUUUUGCUUUUAUAUAUAAACAAGGGACGAGUCGAAAUUAUGUUUUGUGCUAAUCAACAUUAGGCCACAAAAGAUGUUGAUUAAACUUAAAGGGAUAGUUCACCCAAAUAACCUCAUGCCAUCCCAGAUGUGUAUGAUUUUCUUUCUUCAGCUGAACACAAAGAUUUUUAGAAGAAAAUAUCAGCUCUGUAGGUCCAUACAAUGCAAGUGAACAGUGAUCAGAUCUUUGAAGCUCCAAAAAUCACAUAUAGGAAACAUAAAAGUAAUCCAUACGACUCCAGUGAUUAAAUUGAUAUCUUCAAAGCGAUAUGCUAGGUGUGGAUGAGAAACAGUCAAAAUGUAAGUGAUUUUUUUUUUUUUUACUCUAAAUAUCCAUUUUCACUUUUGCAUCUGAAAGACACGUGUUGCCUGUUUAGUUUCACAUUCACAUCUGAAAUUAAAAGUGAAAGUGGAGAUUUAGAGUAAAAAAGGGACUUAAAUGUUGUUCUGUUUCUCACCCACACCUAUCAUUUCACUUCAGAAGAUAAGGAUUUAACCACUGGAGUCAUGGAUUUCAUAUUUCCUUUGUGAUUUUUGGAGUUACAAAGGUCUGAUCUCCAUUCACUUGCAUUGUGAGGACCAAUAGAGCUGAGAUAUUCUUCUAAAAAUCUUGAUAUGUGUUCUGCAGAAGAAAGAGUCAUACACAUCUUGGAUGGCGUAAAGGUGAGUAAAUGAUAAGAGAAUUUUCAUUUUUGCAUGAACUAUCCCUUUAACUUGUUUGAACCCGGAACAUUCCUUUAAAGCGCAGAUAGGGCUUGAGACAAAAUUACAAGGGUGAGCUCUCUCCUCCAUACUUCACGUCUCCAGAAUCCUCUUAUUCUUCUUAAUCUUAUUCUUAAUCGUUUUAAUUUCCCAUAAUUGGCAGCCAUGUUUAAUAGCUGACCAGUAGUUAGUGAUGCACACCCGUAUCGAGGAACUGCCAGAGGUGCAAUUUUGAGUCCCACUUUCUUGGCUUAGGCAUUUGUCUAGCUUUCCUCUUAACCUAUCCUAUCCUAUCUACUCCAGGCUUCCCAAAGAGCACAAUGCAGCGAGAUCUCCUCAGUACACUUGGUCACCAUGAGAGGGAAAACAGCAAAAGCUCCUCUAUAUCCCCACUGAGGUUUGAGUGUCUCAAACCAGAUCCUCAAACAGAAAUCAAAGCAUGUCAUACCAUGCAAAUGUGCCUUGGGUCAGUGUUAAACAUUUAAUUUUUUGUCCUGUGCUUUCCACCCUCCAUCUACCCAAGGUCAGAAAGGACUUGAUUUAGUCUGUCUUUAACUGCAUUGGAUCAGUUUUCACUGUACAUGUACAAAGUAGAAGGGACUUAUCAACUUCACCAAUUCAUUGUCUGAGAGCCCAGCCCAACACCUGUUCUGGAGAAUUAUUCUCAUCCUGUACUGUUAGAAUUGUUUCCGUUUUUAUGUUGGUGCCGUUGAUUAUUAUUCUAACUACUACUGCAUAGAAAAUAGCAGUUCACACACUGUCAAACCUAUGUCAGAAUUAACUGAAGCGCUCCUUAGUGGAGUCAUUUUUGAAUCUCAGGUUAUAUUGAAGCAUUACAGAAUUCUCGCCAGAUAUAACUAAAGGGUCAUGGCUGAUGUUGCAAAAAAACAAACAAUAAAGUGUAAUGACAAAA
This is a messenger RNA of Myxocyprinus asiaticus (Chinese sucker), 6417 nucleotides long. RefSeq names its product protein MEMO1. NCBI's taxonomy places the organism in Eukaryota, Metazoa, Chordata, Actinopteri, Cypriniformes, Catostomidae. The record is from RefSeq and is a predicted model, not a curated record. The coding region runs from base 289 to 1182 and encodes 297 amino acids. The transcript has 9 exons.